Melanotaenia boesemani (Boeseman's rainbowfish) is the source of this 2364-nucleotide messenger RNA. RefSeq lists its product as uncharacterized. Lineage: Eukaryota; Metazoa; Chordata; Actinopteri; Atheriniformes; Melanotaeniidae. The coding region runs from base 382 to 1059 and encodes 225 amino acids. Gene Ontology annotation, cellular component: AMPA glutamate receptor complex. Gene Ontology annotation, molecular function: protein binding. The transcript has 3 exons. Gene Ontology annotation, biological process: negative regulation of BMP signaling pathway. The record is from RefSeq and is a predicted model, not a curated record.
AACAAUUUCAUAAAUAAGAUGAACAUCAGUUUUCAGUGUUAAAAAAAUGCACAAACCUUCUGCGCCCUGACCAAAGUGCAGUUUAAUGUAUAUUAAAGAAGGGGAGGGACUUUAUCUUGGUGUGAACUUUCUGGACUGCAGUGAAUAACUUUCCCUCUUCAUACCUUCAGCAUUUAGACCUUCCGGACGUUUUUUGCAGUGUGUGCAGAUUUUACAGACCGCUGUGGAGAUUAUGAGUUAUUGAGUUUGGUAACGAUGUGAAAUAACUUUUUAUUUUUUGUAAAAUUGGGUGAUUUAUCUGCCGAACCCCAGUUGGACUACAGCUGAUGAUUCGUUUAACCGAAUUCCUUGCUUAUUUUACUUUUUUCAACAAAACACAUCAUGGUGCAAGUUAUCAGUGAGCGCCUGUCCUUGAUGCACAGGAUACGCACGGCUGUUUUUGCUCUUCUCUUUUGCGCACAUGCCGGUUUUAGUUUGUCGAUUGCAGGGCAGCAGGAGAGCACCUGCGAGGCCAAUGGUAGUAUAUACUACAUCGGUGAAUGGUAUUUCCUGGACUCAGAUCACUGCACCCAGUGUGAGUGCACCGAUGACGGCCCCGCCUGUGCCCGCACUGAGUGCAUGUCUCUCCCGGCUGCGUGCAUCCAUGUCAGCCACUACCCCACCGACUGCUGCCCCAGGUGCGAGAAGAUCGGCUGUGAAUACCGGGGGGUCGUGUAUGAUUUAGGGCAGAAUUUUCAGCCGUCAGAGUGUGAGCAGUGCACUUGUGACAGUGAUGGCAUCGCCCGCUGUCUAGUUGCAGAUUGUGCCCCUCCACCAUGUGUCAAUCCUGUCUACCAGCCUGGAAAAUGUUGUCCUGAAUGCAAGGAGGGCCCCAACUGUUAUGUUGAUGCAUCACGCAGUCAAGUGAUUCCUGCAGGAGAGCCUGUUUGGGUCGACUCCUGCACCAAGUGUCGCUGUCACGAUGGCCAGGACGCCGGCUACUGGGAAGGAAACCGCCUUGCUUCCUGUUCUCGCCUCAAAAACUGUAGACCCGAGCAGCCAUCCACCCCACAAAACUGAUUCUCUCUGAUCACAAGAAGUAUCGGUUCUCUUAAAAUGCAGUGAUAGUUGGUGAGCUGUAUACCUUAGCCCCCUGUAACAUACAUACAGCCAAACAUAUGGAUAAUCUACAUGGGAAAAACAGCAGCUGUCUGGGACCAGCACCAGGCUAUCACAACUAAUCAGCUGGCACGUAACAGGGACAACUUGCCUAACAUUUUAUUGUAGCAAAUACAUCUGAUAUUGUGUAAAGAAGCUCAUCUUGUGAACCCUUGGUUAUCACAAAAAUGUCAAGCUCAUGAUAAACCAAAAUUAGGUCAGUACAACUGGGAUUAAGACUCUCGCUUCUAGAAAUAUAAUCUGUGGUGUAAUAUGGUGGCUUUAUCUGGACCUCAAAUUCUUAUUCUCUUCUGCAUAAGAGUACUUAAUUACACACAUUUAAUACCAGUAAUAAACAAUAACUACACCCUAGCAAAGUGACUUUGCUCCAUAUAUUGUUUUAUCUAAUCUGCCAUGAUUAACAUUUUUGAUUAGUUCAGUGUGUUUUUAGACACAGUCAGUAGUGAGCUAUUAGGACCUUUUAUAGACUCAGGAGACAUUGCAUAGAUUCAAGCAGCAUAAAAAAUCCAGUGAGUCUACUAGAUGGUUAGACGUUAUAACUGACUUGUUGCUGGUUGCAGCAUUAAAACGUGUGCAUGGCUGUGAUGAAAUUUAGACUGUGAAAUGCCUGAUUAGAGCAGGAAAAAGUUCUGUAAUUGUUCUAUAUGUCUUAUAGUUUCAUUUCCACACUAAAUGAAAUACAUGAUGUGUGAGAUGAUGACCUAAACUUGGGUUAAAUUCAUUUAAUAAGGUGUUAAUUUUGCAUUCUUGCUGUAAAGCAAGAAUUUACAAUCUGUAGCUCACUGUUAACGUUUCACUAUUAAUAAUGUAUAGCUUUACAGUAAAACCCCUUUUUUAUGAUUUCUACUCAAAAUUUACAACUAAGUGUCUUUUUUCAUAACUAAAGUGUAUGGUGGAAUGUUGUAUGAUGAAGUUUUUUAAUUCAAGUUUAUAUGCUGCAAGUGUUUCUUUAAUUACACAUAAUUAUCUUUGGGGUUGUAUUUUGGGGUAUGCAGUGAAGCUGCUGCUGAAUGAUACAGCUGGUCAGAACUGACAAGUUACAGCCUUAAUUCUUACUGAAAAACCUUGACGACAGUGUGAUGAUGACCUCACACAUUUGUUUAUUUAGAGUAUUUUUGUUGGUCUGAGGCUUCCCUUUGUGAAUGUUACCACCCUGAAUAACAUUUCUUUCAUGUGUAUGUUAAAUAAAACACAUUUUUAAAAUUU